This is a messenger RNA of Penicillium canariense, 1842 nucleotides long. RefSeq names its product cation diffusion facilitator family transporter. Bases 1 to 1842 code for a protein of 613 amino acids. The transcript is spliced from 4 exons. NCBI's taxonomy places the organism in Eukaryota, Fungi, Ascomycota, Eurotiomycetes, Eurotiales, Aspergillaceae. Gene Ontology annotation, cellular component: membrane. The record is from RefSeq and is a predicted model, not a curated record. Gene Ontology annotation, biological process: zinc ion transmembrane transport; intracellular zinc ion homeostasis. Gene Ontology annotation, molecular function: zinc ion transmembrane transporter activity.
AUGCGUCAGCGCUUGCUCCUCUCCGCCCUGGACGCUAUCGCUCGCGUCGCAAAAUCUUCCUUUAGCCCCUCGCUACUCCUCUGCCGGAUCUCUUCCUUCACACGCUCCUUCGACUCGUGGUCUGCGCUGACACGAUCUGCCCUGCUUGGCCCUGGUCCACCCCUGCUGCAGAGCCAAGCGCCAUUGAGCGCGCCGGGAGCUAAAUCCGCCACGAUGAAACUCUCCAAGACCAACAGGAUCAUCAUCCUGCUGGUGAUCGACUCCGCGUUCUUCCUGCUAGAGCUGAUUACGGGCUAUGCCGUCCACUCCCUUGCCCUGGUCGCCGAUUCCUUUCACAUGCUAAACGAUGUCCUCUCUCUGUGCGUCGGACUCUGGGCUGUCAAGGUCGCCAAUCGCGAAACAAACUCGAAGAUGUACACAUAUGGCUGGCAACGAGCAGAGACUCUUGGUGCGCUCGUCAAUGGUGUUUUCUUGGUCGCCCUGUGUCUCUCCAUCUUCUUGGAGGCCGUCCAGCGAUUAGUGGAGCCCCAGGAAGUCCAGAACCCCAAGCUGGUCUGCAUUGUCGGCUGCUUUGGCCUUCUAUCCAACAUCCUUGGUUUGGCGCUUUUCCAUGACCAUUCUCACGGCGGCCAUGGUCAUGAUCAUGGCCACAGUCAUGGUGAGCAUGACGAGGAGGAUGUGGAGCAAGGCGCCCACGAUCACCUAGGGGACGAGAGCGUCCCCUCCCCGGCCGAGGAUCAGGGAAAUGUGGGUGCCGCGCUUGCUCGGAGUGGUCAUGGAGCUGCCAACCCCAGCACACCUCAGAACGGGCAUCAUCAUUCGGCCACCGAGCCUUCGGCUUCCCAUUCCCGCAAGCGCCGCGCCACCGAUUCCCAGAACCGCGGUUCCCGCCGCUACAGCUCCUCUCUUACCAAUGUGGAGGACAUUUAUGUGCAUCCUGCAACCCUGCGACAGGAUAUUAUUGCCGCAAGCCGUGGUGGUUUCGACAAUGAGCAGUCGUCUGACUCCGACAGCCGGGAUGAUGAAGCCCCGAGUGAGCGAUCCGGCCUUCUGCGCCACCGUGAUCGCGCUUCUAACUACACCGAUGAGAACGGAGCCCCCUUCAAGAUUACGGAUCAGCCGGUGGAAGAAGACGUUCACAAGGGCCACAACCACGCUCAGCCCAAGCCGAAGGGCCAGAAGGGCGGCCACGGUCACGGUCAUGACCUCAACAUGCGUGGUGUCUUCCUGCACGUCAUGGGCGACGCGCUUGGCAACAUUGGUGUCAUUGCCUCGGCUCUCAUCAUCUGGUUGACUGACUACAAAUGGCGAUUCUAUGUCGAUCCUGGAAUUUCGCUGCUCAUCACGCUCAUCAUUCUUGCCUCGGCCAUCCCGCUCUGCAAGGCCGCCUCUCGCAUCCUGUUGCAGGCCGUGCCCCCUGGCAUGAGCAUCGACCACAUCAAGGAGGAUAUCGAGGGUCUGCCCGGCGUCAUCGGUUCCCAUCACCUUCACGUGUGGCAGCUGAGCGACACCAAGAUCGUCGCCUCAAUUCACAUACAGGUCGACACUGAAAUCAAGGGCGAGGGUUCGGAGCGGUACAUGCGCCUUGCGCGCCAGGUUCGCCGGUGCCUCCACGCCUACGGCAUUCACUCCUCCACCAUCCAGCCCGAGUUUUCGCCCGACAGCGACACCGAGGAUAGCCAGAACCUCGCCCAGCCGUCCUCGUCCCGAGCCGGCACCGAAGACCACAAUCACUCCAGCCGCGCCGCCAGCGUCCGCGAAGGCGACCCCCAGGCCUGCCUGCUUGAGUGCGAUGACGACUGCGGCCGCGGCGGCCAGUGUUGCCCCAAAAAAUCUACCUGA